Molecule: messenger RNA, 673 nt
Organism: Vigna unguiculata (cowpea)
Lineage: Eukaryota; Viridiplantae; Streptophyta; Magnoliopsida; Fabales; Fabaceae
Product: pathogenesis-related protein PR-4-like
Biological process (GO): defense response to bacterium; defense response to fungus
Molecular function (GO): RNA nuclease activity
Source: RefSeq, a predicted model, not a curated record
CAUACUUUUCAAACAAAGAGAGGGCAUUUUAAUAAUUUCGUGAUCCUAGAGAGUCGCUAUAAGAGGAGGAGAAGCGAUUCGAUGAAAUGCAGAGAAGAAGAAGAAGAAUGGGAAAAGUAAGUGUGUUUGUGGUGUUUGUGGUGUUUGUGGUUUGUGUUGUGGGUUUGGUCUCAGCUCAGAGCGCGAGCAAUGUGAGAUCUACGUAUCAUUUGUACCAACCUGAGCAGCAUAACUGGGACUUACGCGCAGUGAGUGCUUAUUGCUCCACUUAUGAUGCUGACAAAUCCUUCGCAUGGCGCAGCAAAUAUCCUUGGACUGCUUUCUGUGGACCCUCUGGCCCUCAGGCUGAACAAGCUUGUGGCAGGUGCUUGAGGGUGACAAACACAAGAACAAAUGCUCAGAUAACGGUGAGAAUUGUUGACAAGUGCGCGAACGGGGGAUUGGAUUUGGAUAUUACUCCAUUCCAGAAGAUAGACACAGAUGGGAAUGGCUAUGCUCAAGGUCAUCUCAUUGUUAACUACGACUUUGUGGACUGUGGUGACUGAGCGCUUCUUAUAGUUAAUUACCUUAUGUAUGUUCUACUCGGUCACACUAAACUCAAUAAAGAAUCAUGUAGAAGUGCGUUAUUUCUGAUAACGAUAAUAAAAUAAAUAAAGGGAUGCCAUUAUAAAAA